GCUCCAUCGCCAUUACGCACGGGGUCCUUUGGACAGUGCGGAAGGGUCAAGGGAGGAAGUAAGGAACACGUUGGUAUUUUUUUAUUAUAGUAAACCAUCCAACUCAGCAGCCCGUCUCUGUCUCUAUCUCGUCCUGCUAUUUUCCUUUUCACCGCUCAAACAAACCGAACGCAAACUUCCUCCUUCCCCCGAUCCAUUUCGAUCUCAAUCUAACAAACUCAAAAUAUAAGAAAAGAAGAAGAGGUCCUUCCUCGAUUAAGAUCUUCAUUCCAAUCGGAUCCAUCUUCUACCAUUCCGACUCUCUGUCGCGGGCUUUUCUGUUUCUGAAUCCAUUCGUGUUUUGGUUGGUGCCGGCAUUAACGAUGACUUCCAGGGACGACGCCGAGGAGGCGAAUAACCUGAGGAAGCCAUUCCUCCACACGGGGAGCUGGUACAAGAUGAGUUCCCGCCAGUCCAGUAUGAUGGGCUCCUCCACCUACAUCCGCGAUGGCGCCAUCUCCGUCGUCCUCUGCGUCAUGAUCGUCGCCCUCGGCCCCAUCCAAUUCGGCUUCACCUGUGGAUUCUCUUCGCCAACUCAAUCGGAGAUCAUCAAUGACCUGCAGCUUUCAAUUUCAGAGUUCUCAGUGUUUGGUUCUUUAUCCAAUGUUGGUGCAAUGGUGGGAGCAAUUGCUAGCGGUCAGAUUGCGGAAUAUAUUGGCCGCAAAGGGUCCCUGAUGAUUGCCGCAAUUCCUAACGUAAUCGGGUGGCUGAGCAUAUCUUUUGCCAAAGAUUCAUCCUUCUUGUUAAUGGGAAGGUUGUUGGAAGGUUUCGGUGUUGGAAUCAUUUCCUAUACGGUGCCUGUGUAUAUUGCUGAGAUAGCUCCUCAGAAUAUGAGGGGAAGCCUUGGAUCUGUAAACCAGCUCUCAGUAACCAUUGGAAUAUUGCUGGCCUAUCUCCUGGGACUUUUUGUUCAUUGGAGAGUGCUUGCUGUCUUGGGAAGUUUGCCUUGUAUAAUUUUGAUACCUGGCUUAUUUUUCAUACCGGAAUCUCCUAGAUGGCUGGCUAAAAAUGGAAUGGGAGAAGAUUUUGAAACUUCUUUGCAAGUUUUACGAGGUUUUGAUACAGACAUCACUGUUGAAGUCAAUGAAAUCAAGAGAUCUGUUGCUUCAUCAACUAGACGAAAUACCAUUCGGUUUGCAGAUCUCAGACGACGGCGAUAUUGGUUUCCGUUGAUGGUAGACUGGUUUGUUUUGGGGAUUCUGUUGGUAGGAAUUGGGUUGCUUGUUCUCCAGCAACUCAGUGGCAUUAACGGGAUUCUGUUUUAUUCCACUAAUAUCUUCAAAAGUGCUGGAGUUUCUUCCAGCAAUCUGGCUACAGUUGGAGUUGGCGCAAUUCAGGUUGUUGCUACUGCAAUCACCACAUGGUUGAUGGAUAAGGCUGGACGGAGGCUGCUUCUCAUUAUAUCCACAGUCGGGAUUACUCUCAGCCUACUUCUUGUUUCAGUUGCCUUCUUUGUGGAGAGUUCAGUAUCUCCAGAUUCUAGUUUGUACGGUACAAUGGGAAUUCUGUCACUCGUGGGCCUCGUGGCUGUGGUAAUCUUCUUCUCUUUCGGGCUUGGAGCAAUUCCCUGGAUCAUAAUGUCCGAGAUCCUGCCUGUAAAUAUCAAAGGCCUGGCGGGCAGUGUCGCGACACUUGCAAAUUGGUUAGCUUCCUGGAUGGUUACUAUGACAGCAAACCUACUGUUAGGCUGGAGCACUGGAGGAACGUUUGCUAUAUACACAGUGGUGAGCUUAUUCACGGUCCUAUUCGUCACGCUGUGGGUUCCUGAAACCAAAGGAAGAACCCUGGAAGAGAUCCAGUCCUCCUUCCGGUGAAACCAAAAACAAGUUUUACUAUUUGUCUGAGAAUUAUACUAUAUAUUUGUGUUUUAUUGAAGUAUGGUUAGUCUGGGGUGGUCUGUUCCCUUGUACGUUCUCACAUGUAUGUAUCAUAUGUGUCUUCUUCCGCCCUUAAAUUUUGUGGAACUAGAUUUAAUCAUUUCCCCACUUGUUACAUAGCUUAAGAAAGCAAAAACGAAAUGUAAAACACGAAGUGAAAAGCAUUCAUUAAUUUGACAUUUUUUUAUCCAGAUUGUUCAGAGAAGUUGAAGGAGGACAGGCAAGUUUCUAAGUAGGAAGAAAGAAUCAAUCAACAAUAUGCACUCAUUAAUAUGGGUGCUACAUUUGUAAUCUGUGAUCACUGAGUCAUUAUUGUCUCGAUGCUGUUGUUGUUGUGAUCGUCGUUUGUCGUCAGUGAUCACUGAGUCGUCUUCGUCUCGCUGCUGCUGCUGCUGUUGUUAUCGGCGUCAUCCUGAUGCAGCGAUGCCAGGAUCUUGUUGAGACACUUGUUGUAGGCGCAGGGGCGUUCCAGGUGAACCAGAUGCCCGGCUUUGCUUAUGCUUUCAACUGUUGCCUUCUCUCCCAAUUGCCUUCAUGUUGUGGGCAAGCUCUAGCUGGAAGAUCUGAUCAUUCUCUCCCCACAGGAGAUGUAUCUUCUGUCGGAAGUUGGGAAUAGUUGUGUCUUUGUUGCUGAUGACCAGCCCUUCCAGGAGUUCGCCUCUUUCCUUCCUGUUACCGAACAUCACCUCGAGGAAGUCCUUGUGAAGGCGAUCGGGGAACCAGAGCUUCUUGUGAGCAGCAACCGAUAAGAGGGCCUUCAAGCCCUUAACCGAAGUGGGCAGCAGCAGCUCGGACGACGACUUGAACCCGAUCCGGCCCAGAGUCUCGACGCUGAUCGAGUCGGUCAUGGCCAGGAUCGAACCGGAAACCACCAUGGCCCGAACCAUCUCGGGGUAGAGCUCCGCCAUCUUGAACGCCACCAUGCCGCCGUAGCUGAACCCGACCACCGUGCACCUCUCCACCCCGAGCUUCCUCAGCCCCUUCACCAGCGUCUCCGCCUGGAACCUCGGCGACCGGUCGGCGCUGUCGGAGACGGAGCCGCCGAAGAAGAGGAGGUCGGGGACGUAGACGGAGUAGUUCUUGGUUAGGGCUCCAACCUGGAACUGCCACGUCACUAUCCCCUCGCCGGCGAAGCCGUGGACCAGCACCACCACGGGCUUCGUCGGCUUUUUUAGGGUUACUUCGGCCUUUUCUGGUUCCGGCUGUUGUUUUGUGGGUUUGGGGAUGGUUUCGACGGGAACCCAGAAGUUCAUCACGGUGCCGGGCUCUAUCUCCACGGUGUGGGUUUUGACGCCGGCCAUUUUCAUCAGGAGGUUCAGCAGCGGCUUCUGCGCUGCUACCAAGUUCACCAUUUUUUUCUUUUCUUUCUAUAUAUGUAUAUAUUUUGAGAUCGAUUUUUUUU
Linum tenue is the source of this 3318-nucleotide messenger RNA. The record is from the annotation of a GenBank genome assembly. Lineage: Eukaryota; Viridiplantae; Streptophyta; Magnoliopsida; Malpighiales; Linaceae.